Molecule: messenger RNA, 2308 nt
Organism: Pollicipes pollicipes
Lineage: Eukaryota; Metazoa; Arthropoda; Thecostraca; Pollicipedomorpha; Pollicipedidae
Exons: 1
Coding region: 90-1814 (574 amino acids)
Biological process (GO): proteolysis
Molecular function (GO): metalloendopeptidase activity; zinc ion binding
Source: RefSeq, a predicted model, not a curated record
CAAGGGUUUAGUGUUUCGUAGUCUAUGUAACCAUAUUAAGUCGAUCAAAUUCGCGGUGAAAUUGAGGAUGUCGAUGUGAGUGAUACCAAAUGGCCGAAAUAUUGAAACUGAUUGUCCUGUGUUUUAUAGGCUUUUCAUUCGCGCAACAAGGGGAGGAUGAAGACGAUCCCAAGGUGAAGGCAAGAUGGAACGACUACAACUCAAUUUUCAUUCGGUACGGAUACCGAAUGUUCGACGAGGGUCAGAUUAGGAAGUUUGAAGUUUGGCAGAACAUGCUCAUGCCAGUUAGCAUCCGUGACAUGAUGGUCGGCAAAGCUAAAUUUUUUCAUCCAUCAGUCCCAUGGCUUGCACCAGAUGGUAGUGUGGCUGAAAUAAAGUAUAUGCUGAGUAAGGAUAAACCUCCAAAUGAAACUCUCUUUGAGCAUGCUAAAAAGGAAGUGGAAGAAAAUACGUGCAUCCGUUUUAAAGAAGUCAAAGAAACUCCUGACAUGAAUUGUCAAGCAGAAGGUGAGACGGAAUACUUUUGUGUUUAUGGAGAGGAAGGGGCGUGCGCGGCUGAGUAUGGGCAAAACCUAUCGCACCCAGCUCUUUUUAGCGUAUCUGAUAACUGCGGAAAGCGUGGUGCAGUCCGUGAGAUUGGUCACGUACUGGGCCUUCAAAACGCACAGAGCAGAUCAGAUAGAAGAAAAUUUAUUGCAAUAGCUUUCAAGAACAUUGGUUAUACGCAUGAUGACUUGUUUCGGAGGGCAGCCUUCUCUGAUUUUCAGUCAUGCGUCGAUUCAAGGGAAGAAAACUUGAAAAUGCCAUACGACUACGUAUCUGUAAUGCAUCAAGGGGUCCUGCAAUGGACUGACAACUAUGAGCUUGUGAUGGUUCCAAACGAUCCAAAGUACUUGUAUAUGAUAGAUUACGCUCAAGACUUCCAUCCCCAUUUGUCCCACUACGACAAAUUGCUGCUUAACACCAUUUACAAAUGUGACAAAAGACUCGGGAAAAAAUGUGGCUCUAAGUCAUGCAAAAAUUUAGGCUACCUGACCAAGGACUGCAAAUGCGUAUGCCCGAAGGGAACAUCCGGAGAAACAUGUUCGAGCGUUGGUUCUUCUACGGAUGUGUACGAUCUCCCAGAAAAACCAGCGUGCUGGAGGGAGGUUACAUCGGAUGACGACAGCUUUACGCUAAGUAGCGCUGGUUUGGCCCCAUUAAAAGAUCUCCAGCCCCCAUUUACCCAGCACUGCGUCAUCGUGGUAACCGCAAGUCGUUGCAAACUACCGAUGGUUACGGUAGAUGCACGGAUUGCCAUGCUAGGCUUGCGUCCGAAGAUAAAGUGGUGGUUUGACAACGAUCUAUUGUCGUGCUCCUACUUCAGCAUUUUCUACAAUGUGAGCGGAAUGCAUACUAGAAAUAUCUGUUGGGAUCAACUAGUGGACAAUCCGGUUUACUGGAUAUUUUCGAGAACAGGUCACAUGUGGCUUUUUGCCCGAUUCCGAGACCAAGAAAUGGCGGGAGUUGCUGGACGGAUCAAGCUAUUCUUCCAUAGCACUGGCGAUUUCCGUUGCAAACUAGGCAACAACGAGAUCUUUGACGCGGUCAAUGCAGGAAGAAUGCGAUCCACCGGGGGCGCCGCUCAGUCAGCACAAGCUAUGGCGAUUAUUCUACCAGCAGUGGCCGUGUGUUUGCUGCUGGUACUGGGCUUUGUGUACUGGAAGUUUAUACGAGCGCCAAUGGCCUCAGAUGAGGAGCAGGCUGAAGAAGAAAACGCGGAUACGGGUGAUCAGCCGCCUGCCGAAGAUGCUGAACAGCCUGCUGCAGAAUAAAGCUUCGUCGUCCCAGAGCCACCGGUCGCCUCUUUUGUCAGAGCCAAGCUCAUUAACCGAUUACAAAUUCCUGUGUAGUUGUGUUAAAGCGAGACCACGAAGAUUUGCAUUGCGUCCUGUUGAUGUCAAGGUAUGUGUUGUUCACAUCUCGAUGAUAACUAAAUAAUCACUAGCGAGGGUGCAUAUUUUGUUACACUCGCUAUCAGAACAUACGCACUCAGUGUAGAGACGAGCUUGAUCUGACCUUUGCCGGGGAAGUGGAUAUUCGGGCUGGUGUUUUGGCCUUCAACCCAUGCAAUGUCGUUACAAAAGUUAAGAGGAAUGGCUACGUCCGAUUGAUAUCAGCAAGUGCCAGCAAACCGGCCUGAAUGCGUUUCGGUUUACGAUUGCUGAUGUGCUGAAUGACUUUCAAAAUACGGUUUGUUUGCGGAAAUCAUCUGGGCUGAUUAGCCUCCUGAAGAAGGGUUGGCAUAUAAAUAUAUGAGAGUACCACU